Molecule: messenger RNA, 1335 nt
Organism: Polychytrium aggregatum
Lineage: Eukaryota; Fungi; Chytridiomycota; Chytridiomycetes; Polychytriales
Product: galactosyl transferase GMA12/MNN10 family-domain-containing protein
Exons: 3
Coding region: 65-1132 (355 amino acids)
Biological process (GO): protein N-linked glycosylation
Cellular component (GO): Golgi membrane
Molecular function (GO): glycosyltransferase activity
Source: RefSeq, a predicted model, not a curated record
CGCCCAGUUCCCUCUCCCUCCCAGACACCAGAGACCAGCCUUCAAACGCCCUCCCCUGGCUGCCAUGCUCUCCGUCCUAAGUUCAAACCACUCCAGCUCGGCCCUCCGGCUCCUCCUCCUCAUCUCGCUGUUCUGCAUGGUGUCGAUGCUGUGGAUUGCCCAGUCCAACACCGCAGCCCUGCGGACAAGCGUCGAGGAAAUCUGCCGCGAGAGGAUACGGGCCAGCGCCUUUGCCCAGCAGAGCUUCUCCAACUCGCUACCCAACGGCGACACACUUCAAAUGCCCAAGAUCGCCAUCGUCCUGUCGUUCUCGGGCGACGUCCGGGAACUGUCCCUGAAAAAGCAAAAGCGAAUCAUCGUUGAGUCCGUCCAGAUGAAACGCGAAUACGCCCGGAAGCACGGAUACGCCCUCUUCCUCGACGGCGUCAUCGACGAAAGCCGUCCUUACUGGGGGCGAGUUGGCACUGCGUACACCAUCAUGAACACCAUGCCGUCCAUCGAGUGGAUCCUGUACAUGGAUGUCGACACUAUGAUCAUGGAACCCGAGCUGAGUCUCGAAGACCUCAUCCUGGCGCCGUAUAUGCGAGGCGCCAACGGCUCCGAACCCGUCACGAUCCGGUCGACUCCGCCCCGGCCAUACCAAGACAUUGACUUUAUCGGCAAGCAAGACUGCGAGGGUCGGCCGCUCAACAACGGCGUUUACUUUAUGCGCAACACGGACUGGUCCGCCACGCUGCUCAAGACCAUCUACAACGACCGCUUCAAUUACUCGCUCAUCAACGUCCCCGGCGUUCAAAAUUCCAUGACCACAGCCCUGACCAGCCUUCCCUUUGGCCAAAAACGAUACUUCUUCAUGUCCCCCAAAGAAGCCACCUUCAAUCGCUUCGGUCCCGAUGGAUGCCUUGGCUACGAUCUCCGCGGCCUGCAUGUCUACCGCAGCGGUGAUUUUUUGGUCCACUUUGCCGGCAGCCCUCACCGAGACCUGUACUGGGCAAGAUUCUCGGAGCAACUCUACCUGAUAAAGCCGUGGUUCCUGAAAGUCGUGGUCGCUGGCAUCCAGUCCGACUGGAUCGACACUGCCCCCUGGUUCGAGGAUAUCAAGUAUCGAUUCCGAAGCCUGAUCAGCUCCUGAGCAAGUCGCUUGAUCUUUCCUUCCCUCUUUCGCGCCCUCCUCCAGAACCCCCCCCCUCCAGCCCCGCUUCUCAUGUGAGUGCGCAUGAAGCCUCGAUGUCGUUUGUUAUUGGGAUGUCUGUAAUCAUAGUAUGUUUUCCCAUCCACUCUAUUCGAUGUCCCUCCCCCUCCCCUCUCUUUCUCUUUCUUUCUUUUCUUUCCCCA